AUGUCAACGUCUAUCCCCAAAUCCCUCAAUGCAAUCACCGACACAUGGUCGCCGCAUCUACUCGCAAGCGUCAACGGCCAGCACGUCAAGAUUGCCAAGAUUGACGGCUCAUUCGUCUUCCACGCACACCCCGAGUCCGACGAGCUCUUCUACGUCCUGUCCGGCCAGCUGACCCUCAAGUUUGAGGAUCGCGCGGACGUUGCCAUGCGCGCCGGCGACGUCUACGUCGUGCCGAGAGGUGUCCGCCACUGCCCGGUCGCCGACGACGCCGAGAUCAUGCUCGUCGAGGCCGCCGACACGGUCAACACGGGGGAUGCGCCGGCGUCUGCGCGCACCAAGCAAGUCAACACGCGGUUUCACGCGGACUGCUAG
Cordyceps fumosorosea ARSEF 2679 is the source of this 372-nucleotide messenger RNA. RefSeq names its product RmlC-like jelly roll fold protein. NCBI's taxonomy places the organism in Eukaryota, Fungi, Ascomycota, Sordariomycetes, Hypocreales, Cordycipitaceae. Gene Ontology annotation, molecular function: manganese ion binding. The record is from RefSeq and is a predicted model, not a curated record. Bases 1 to 372 code for a protein of 123 amino acids. The transcript has a single exon.